CUUCAGGCGGCGCAGUCUUGCUGCGGCCGUCAUGGAUCGCAGUUGAAUCGUCGUGGGCCGUUUUUAUGGCGUGUAAACUGUCUAAAGUUUCAUUUAAAAUCCAUUAAUUUAAUUUUAUAUGUAACUCAUUCAUUAGAGUAGAUUUAAUAAUUAAUCAAACUUAAUUUGAUAACUUUACCGCGAACAUGGCUGUGAACGUGUGUUUUUGUGUUAAACUGUCCCCUAACAAAAAAUCGAUUUUUGGAUUGAGAAUGAAGAGCCAAAUAUUGUAUUUGGUGUUGUUUGCGAGUUUCUUGGCGUAUACUUCUGCUGCAAGUACGGAAACAUCUUGUGCUAAUGUGAAAAGUAUUUUUGCAAAGAAAGGAAUGAAAUCGAUCGUGGAGUUGGUGACCGAGCAGCCGAAUUCAGAUGCGGACGGUCUGUGCGCGACGCCAGGCUGCUGCGGCGCGGGGUCGCGGGCGCAGCUGGUGCAGCACGCGCGGCUGCAGCUGGAGGGAGCCGUGCGCAGCGAGCUCAACAAGCUGGCGGAGAUACUGGCCACCAGGGCCAAGCGGUUCGACGAAUUCUUCCGCAAACUGCUGAUGCUGUCGCGGGAGGAGUUCCACGCGAUGUUCAAGCGCACGUACGGCAUGAUCUACGAGCAGCACUCCUACGUGUUCGUGCAGCUGUUCGAGCAGCUCGAGAGGUACUACACCCGCGGUGACCUCGACUUCGACGAAAUGAUGGACGGCUUCUUUGGUGUGCUCUAUCAGAAGAUGUUCACAGUACUCAACGCGCAGUACAACUUCGACGAGAAGUACCUGAAGUGCGUGAACGAGCACAUGCGCGACAUCCAGCCGUUCGAGGACGUGCCGUCCAAGCUGUCGGUGCAGCUGCGGCGCGCCUUCGUCGCCACCAGGACCUUCCACAAGGCGCUGCGAGCUGGCUCGGAGGUGGUCCGGAACAUGAUGCAGACAGGGGUAACUCAAGACUGUAUAACAGCGUGGGCUCGCCUGCGGUUCUGCGGCACGUGCGCCGGGCAGCAGCCCCCGGCGUGCAGUCGGUACUGCCACAACGUCAUCAAGGGCUGCCUGCCCACGCACGCUGACUUGGGCGAGCAAUGGGACGCUUAUGUUGAUGCCGUAGAGAAGGUGGCAGAUCGUCUGCUCGGACCAUUCAACAUCGCGAUGGUCGUCGAGCCCAUCGACAUAAAAAUAUCGGAAGCCAUCAUGAGCUUCCAGGAGCGCAACCAGGAGAUCUCGCAGAAAAUCUUCUCCGGUUGCGGGACACCGGUACUGGGAGGGGGCGGCAGCACGGGGCCCUUCUUCGCCCCCGAGAGGAACAGACGCUUCGCGCGCUCCAUACCGGACUUCGAUUGGAUGCAGAAGUCCAACGACGUCGACGACUUUGAGAUCGAGGCCAAUUUCGAGGGUCUCGUGAACGACGACCCGUCGCAGAGUAACCUAUGGACGGCCCAGGGUAUUCGGAAAGCGACGGAGGAAAUGGCGGAACAAGCCAAAUCAAGAACACGUUUUCUCCAGUACAUGAGAGGACAGAUCAAAUUGGAUGAGUUCGAGGAACACGAGAGGAGGAGGAGGGACGCCGACCCAGAGCCGGCGCCCGGUAAUUCCGACAUCGACUUCAAGGCGUACGAUUUCGAUGGUAAACGAGGUUCCAAAAAGAAGAAGCCCACAAGCAGUAAAGCUGAAGAGAGUCAUGGUGCAGAAUCAGGUCCAGCGCUGGAGAAGCUGGUGCGGGAGACGAGGGCGAGGGUACGCGCGUCACGCAACUACUGGCUGCAUCUGCCCGCCGUGCUGUGCACGCCCAUCAGCAUCACCACCGCGCCCUGCUUCAACGGCUCACACGUCGCCAGCUACACAUCGAUAGCGGCGGGCGACGGCAGCGCCGCGCUGGCGUCCAACCCGGAGCUGCGUACGCCGCCCGCGCCCGCGCCGCCCGCCGCCACCGCGGAGGCGCUCCGCGCGCUCACCGCCCGCCUCAAGGACGCCUACAACGGCGUCGAAGUGCAGUGGAAAGAUUCCGCGGAAGACCUGCAGGCGGCGGCGGCGUCGGUGAACGAGUUCGUCGACAACGGCGGCUCAGGGUCAGGCUCCGGAGACGACACCAACGACAACGACGACCUGCCCGACGACGACGAGGACAGGGACGCUGGCAACGACUACCCUGAAGGAUCCGGAGACGGCAGACAGCCGGACUCGGGGACAACGCAGACCGAAUCCAUCAAUCCGCCCUCACCACCGGAAGCACCAGAAGAGCCGAUCGUGCCAAGCAUCAUCGACACCCCUGGCACAAACAACGUGCGAACGGGAAUCCUAGACACACCGCCGGACGAAGACUUGCCAAGCGACAUCGGCAGCCGGGCCGGAUCCGACCCGGCGUUGGAAGAACCGGUGACCGGUUCUGCCGACCGACCUUCGCUACACAACGCACUGUUCACAUAUGCGUUACCAGUUGUUUGUGCGUGGUUCGGAACUAUUGUCACCGAUCUAUUCUAAACUCAAUCAACGCAUUGGCGACGUCCUGUUCACGCGUACGAUUAUAAUAAUAAUUUAUUAUAGAAUAGUUCGCACAUACGUAAUGGAAAUCACUAUUUAUUUUGUCAACGUUACUAAUUUAAUGACCCAGUUAAUAAACGUGGUUAUUGAAGUAAAGAAGAAAUUUAAUUUUAAAUGAUUAUUUAAUAUGAAAGUUUAAUUAAUAGUCCGUAAAUUUAUGAAUAGUCCGUAAAUUGGGAAUAGUCCAAUUUAUUUUUUAAUAUUUUUCCAAUAAAUAACAAGUGGCGAAAAUGCAAAAAAGAAAUUGUUUUGAUUCAUAAUUUAUGAAUAGUCCGAAAAUUGGGAAUAGUCCAAUUUAUUUUUUUAUAUUUUUCCAAUAAAUAACAAGUGGCGAAAAUGCAAAAAAAUAAAUUGUUUUGAUUUAUAAUUUUACGUGCAAGCAUUAUUAAUGAUUUCUUUAACUUUUAUUUUUAUGAAUUGAUGGAUCAAUUUACUUUUUGUCGCGUUUUUUUAACAAGAUGUCAUUAGUUAGUAACAAUCAGGAUCGCGAAACGCGACGUCGCCAUAUUGAUGAGAGUACGUGUAAAGUUAGAGCCUAGUCAGUGCGAGACGCGAGUGACGGUGAAGUGGGCGAGCUGCGGACGUAGCGAACGCUCCUGUGAUAUGAAACGUGUGGACAGAAUAUACGAUGGGACUACAGACUCUCAACAAAUUAAAAAAUUAAAUAUUUACACAGUGAAAUGUGUAGUGUUAAUUUAUUUUCUUAAAUGGACUAUUCGGUUGUCGGAUAAGUGGUCGACAAUAACAGUGAAUUUAAUUACCUAAUUAUUUUCUUUAUAUUUUCUCAUCAUAAAUAUUAGGUCGCAAUUUCCAAAAAACUUUUUAGGAAAAAAAAAUAUGACAGCCAAAUCGUGUAUUUAUUUAAAUGAUCUUGUAAAUAUUAACUGUAAAUUAUGAUCGGAUUAGAUAGCGAAUGUUUUUGAUUCACGUACAGAUUUUUGUAUGGAAAUUUGUGUUUAUCCCGGUGUUACAUUAUUUGUUUUCUUGUGAACCAUUUCUGUUCACUCUUACGGAGAUUUAAAUAUUUAGAAGUAUUCUUGUAAUAUCAUUAGUAAAUUCAUCAAAUCAGAAUGCGCUGCGAUAUGACAAUAUUUCCUUCACACAAUAAUAUAUCAUUCAUAGUAUUUUAAUAAAAUAUCGCUAUGGCAGUAACUGCGCAUAAGUAUAAUUAUUGUCAAUUCAGAGAUAAAGAACGCUUCUAACUAUUUAAUUUUUUGGAUAAGAAAACAUGAUGAGUUUUUUUUGUAAAUAUUCUUGGCGGGAAAAAAUGUCUAUAUUCUAGUUUCGGAGGUCAAAAAAUAUUUAAACUGUACAUAUAAUUUUAAUCUUACAUAAUAAGCGUAAGUUAAGACUGAUUUGCUUUUGAUAUUUUUGUCUUUUCGAGUAUAAUACAAUCAUAAGAAAGAUAACCUGUGUAAUUUUGGUAUUGUAAGAGUUUAAACUGACGGUUUUAUGUACCUACUUAUAAGUAAUCUUUAUAUUUGAGUUACAUUUCGUUAAAUCAAUAGACUAUUUGCAAAAUUAAUAUGCAAGAAUUUCUUUAUAUUUAAGUACAUAUUUAAUAUUCAAUGAUAGUUUAAACUACGAAUAGUUCAAUUCAAUAUAUUUGAGUAAAAUACACUUAAAAAUAAGCUAUUCUUUCGAAACGGUUUUCUUUUGAUUGUGCUAUACUUGGCAUUUCCAUCGGAUUAAGAUUAACCGACUGACGUAUAGUUAAUUUUGCUUUAUUAAUUUUAUAUUUUUUACUGUAAUGACGCAAUUUUACAUUUUGUAAUUUAGGUUUUUUUUUAUUAUGUUGGCUUCAGCUUUACUUUUGCUAUACAUAGAUAUUGUAAAUGAAUUUCCAUUUUAAGUUUACAAUGCGUUAAAACUUAGUAUUAGUAAAGUAUAAAUAAAUUAUAUUAUAUAUAUUGAAUACAUUGGAAAAUUGUAGAUUUUUAUAAAUAACAUAUAUGUCAACCCAGUGUACUGGCAUAUUGUUUUGACUAUGCAGUAUAUGAUAGUUCUAGAACCAUCGCGAGUAAUCUACUUUGUGACUUCACACCCAAAACAAUUUUAAUAUCGAAUUUACAAGUAAGAUGAGAUGAGAUUGGGCUACCUGUGUGAAAAAAAGACAUACAAGUUGAUCUCAAUAGGUACUAUAGUUAUAUUUUAUAUCUCUCAUUGGCAUACAUGAAGCAUCCUUUUUCAAUAUCGAUAUUCGAAAUACUGGUUUAAAUAUUAUCUCCAAACAGCCUUGAUUGGGAUGGUUAUAUGAGAGAGAGAUGCUGUACCUUAAUUUGUCUUUGAAGUUUAAUAAAUGAAUUUUAUAAUGUUUUCUAUUUCUGUCGCAAUAUUUUAGAAUUUUAGCAGUGAUUGCAUAGUCGAAGCUUUAUGUCGAUUAUUUAUUUUUACCUUAAUAAACUAUUUCACAUGCCAUACUUAUAUUGUAUUUUUCAUUUAUUGAAGCGCACAACAAUAUUUAUAUUAUAAAUAACUGUUUAUAUGAAAUAAAGUCGCAAUAGAUUUAUAA
Bicyclus anynana (squinting bush brown) is the source of this 5067-nucleotide messenger RNA. RefSeq lists its product as uncharacterized. Gene Ontology annotation, cellular component: synapse; plasma membrane; extracellular region. The record is from RefSeq and is a predicted model, not a curated record. The transcript is spliced from 11 exons. The coding region runs from base 186 to 2495 and encodes 769 amino acids. NCBI's taxonomy places the organism in Eukaryota, Metazoa, Arthropoda, Insecta, Lepidoptera, Nymphalidae. Gene Ontology annotation, biological process: regulation of protein localization to membrane; regulation of signal transduction; cell migration.